AUGCUCCAAUAUUUAAAGACCAAAGAAGAGAGAGAAGCGUUUAUAGAUAAAUAUGACAAUUUUUUGUUUGACUGCGAUGGCGUCUUGUGGGAAGGAAAUAGAAUGUUUGACGGCGUACGCGAAUCUAUGAAACUGUUGAGAGAAAAAGGCAAACAUGUCUGCUUUGUCACAAAUAACAGCACAAAGUCUCGCAAAUCUUAUUUGAAAAAGUUUGAAGACUUUGGUAUUGAGGCUAAAAUAGAAGAAAUCUUCACAUCGGCUUUUGCUACUGCUACUUAUUUGAAGAAUGUGUUAAAGUUUCCAACAGAUAAGAAGGUAUACAUCAUAGGUAUGAAAGGUAUCAAGGAAGAAUUGGCCUUAGAGGGUAUCCAAAGCUGUGGAGCUGAAGAAGAUAGUGGAUUAUUUGAUAACGAUCCUGUCCCUGAUGACAAGGAUGUGGGAGCUGUUGUCGUUGGACUUGAUACUCAAGUGAACUAUAAAAAGUAUUCAAAGGGUUUUGCUUACUUAACUAGAAAUCCUGGAUGUUACUUUAUUGUAACCAAUGAAGACAGUACAUUUCCUCAACAUGGAUCCUUUUAUCCAGGUGCUGGUGCAAUUGCUGCUCCUCUUAUCACGGCCCUUGAUAGACGUCCUGAUGCAGUCUUGGGUAAACCAGCGUUGAAUAUGCUAGAGGCAAUUUUUGCAGAAUACAAGAUAGAUCCUUCCAAGACAGUUAUGAUCGGAGAUAGACUGAAUACAGAUAUAGAGUUUGGACUAAACGGAGGCAUUGACACCUUGUGUGUGUUGACUGGUGUUACUACCAAAGACGAGUUAUUAUCUGAAGAAAACAAAGUAAAGUCUACUUACUACAUAAAUGGCUUUGGUGACUUUGGUCAAAAAUAA
Molecule: messenger RNA, 882 nt
Organism: Rhizopus microsporus ATCC 52813
Lineage: Eukaryota; Fungi; Mucoromycota; Mucoromycetes; Mucorales; Rhizopodaceae
Product: 2-phosphoglycolate phosphatase
Exons: 7
Coding region: 1-882 (293 amino acids)
Molecular function (GO): alkaline phosphatase activity; phosphoglycolate phosphatase activity
Source: RefSeq, a predicted model, not a curated record